AAUCGAUCAUUGAGCAUUUCCAAACACAUUCAGGUCCAGCCUGAACACUGACACACCGCCAACAAUACUUUGGGGAUCCGAUCCACAAAUAUUACAAAUAAAAUCUCAAAUUAUGGGGGAAACAUGCGGCAUGUCGCAGAUGGACGCCAAGAGCAGGCUGAUGGCCGAGUUCUCCAGCCAAUCCAGCCUGGGGCCGGAGGCACGGAUAGUGAAGCAGCAGGACGUGGACCUGUGGCAGGUCUCGGAGGCAUACCACGAGCUGAUUGCGUACAUCAACACCGUGAGCACGACUAUUCAGGGCCUGCGACUGAACGACAGCUACCCGGUCAGCCCGGCCAUAACGCGGCUGGCGGGCAUCUUCGACCAGCUGGAGGUCAUGGUCCACGCCAAUCCGCCGCUCGCGGUUGACAAAGCGGCGUCGUUUGUCAGCUCCAUCGAGCAGGGGAACAAGGCCUACCGCCGCUGGUCGCGCAGCAUGCUUCGGAGCAUCUACCCGAUGGUGGAGAAGGCGGUGCCCGCCAGCAAGUGCCACUACGUGAACGAGCUGGGCCAGUACCUGUCCGGCUCGUUUGGCAACGCCACCAGGAUCGACUACGGCACCGGCCACGAGCUGAGCUUCCUCUUCUUCCAGUGCUCUCUCUUCCGAGCGCAGAUCCUGCAGGAGGAGGACAUAGCCGCCUCGGCCCUGGUGAUCUUCGCCCGAUACCUAAAGUUUGUGCGGCGUCUGCAGGUGACUUACACCAUGGAGUCGGCGGGCAACAACGGGGCCUACUCCCUGGACACCUUCCAGUUCGUUCCGUUCCUCUGGGGCGUGGCCCAGCUGAGCUACGCGGCUCCCUUCCCGCCGCUCCAAAUGCUCGACGCGGACGUGAUUUCCCGCUACAAGUCGGAUUACCUGCUGAUCGGCUGCGUCAGCCACGUGUUGGACACCAAGAUGGGCCCCUUCGCCAUGCACUCCAGCCAGCUGUGGAGCCUGGCCGCCCUCUCCUCCUGGUCCAAGAUCCACCGCGGCCUGCUCUUCAUGUACCUCGACGAGGUGCUGACCCAGUUCGAGAUCUUGCAGCACAUCCGCUUCGGCAAGUUGAUGCCCUUCAGCGAGGCCAAAAACGGACGACAGCUGGAGCAGGCUAAGCUGGGGGUCAUGUCCCCGCUGCGCCGUCGGCAGUUGGAACUCAACCUCGGGGAAGAGGAUCAGCGCCAGAAGGCUCCAGAUGAGCACCCACAUAAGAAGUCGGCGAAGUCUGCGCAACAGAUCGGGUCUCCGUCCUUGGGGAGCACGGAGUUUAAAGAUUCGGAGAGCAUUCUAUCCGUCGGCACCACCAACACCAGCCUGACGGAUGCGAGUGUCCAUCUACGGGCACCGUCCAAGGAUGAUGUUGAGGCUGUUGACAAGCCGCUAUAGUCUAUAGUCUCCACCUCCUCCAGAUGGAGGAGUUCGUUUUGUUGUUGGCAUAAAUAAAAUUGAGUUGCAGUU
This is a messenger RNA of Drosophila obscura, 1474 nucleotides long. RefSeq names its product serine/threonine-protein phosphatase 2A activator. The record is from RefSeq and is a predicted model, not a curated record. Gene Ontology annotation, biological process: mitotic spindle organization. The transcript has a single exon. The coding region runs from base 113 to 1402 and encodes 429 amino acids. Lineage: Eukaryota; Metazoa; Arthropoda; Insecta; Diptera; Drosophilidae. Gene Ontology annotation, molecular function: protein tyrosine phosphatase activator activity; peptidyl-prolyl cis-trans isomerase activity. Gene Ontology annotation, cellular component: nucleus; cytoplasm; protein phosphatase type 2A complex.